AUGCACCCUAUGCUUGCCGUACGAGAUCUGAAGUGGAUCGAAUUGAAUGAUCCUUUGGGCGAUGGGCAGCCCGGAGAAGAGCAUCGCCGCAUCAUCGAGGCGCGGAAUGCUCACUUGACGGUCAGGCAGGAUCCGGAGAUGCAGAAGUUGGUCGACUUUGCCAAUGCCAAUGAGCACUUCACCAUGAGCGGACCGCCAGGAUCUGGAAAGUCCACCCAAAUGGCUCAAAUGCUCGCUCGCUCGAUGCCGGAUCGGACGAUUCUCGUCGUCUCGCAUUCCCGAGUUGGCGCCCGUCUGGGGUACUAUCGCCUUGGCGCUGAGUGGGCGGGCAAGUCCGAGAUCCCGGAGGACAAGACCGAGCAGAAGACCCAGGAUCGGGUCGCGGGCGGUGGCAAGAAGGACAAGAAGAUCGAGCCCAUCAGCCUCUCGAUCCGCUUCUCGUCCGAUCCCAUGGAGGUCGGGGUACGCAUUGGGUGCGUCACGGAGGGUAUCGUCUAUCGCGAAAUCCUCAAGGAUAUCCUCCUCGGCCGCUACGGAGCCGUCAUCGUCGAUGAUGUCCAGGAGCAGUCGACCCUCGGGGAGAUUUUGGCUGCUGCGUCAUUCGCUAUGCGUCAGAGCGACUGCACGACCAGAUUCAUCUUCAUCGCAUCCGAAACUUUCGACCUCGGCCCUCUCCGCAAGAAUCUCCAGCUCCCGCCUGGAUCGCACUACGACCUACCUCCCCUCCCCUACGCUCGCACGCCCAUAUUCGCGCCAUACACCAUUCCUGUUCCGGCUCGAGAACGCUGGGCAGCGGAUCGGGCGGUCCACUUUCUCCGGUCUACAUCGUCCGGGGACGUACUAGCGUUUGCUAGUGGGCUGAAAGAGUGUCAAGCCAUCGCCCUCGCUAUCACCCAGCAGUACGGUACCGACAACCUCGACGUCUUUUCGGUGGCCUCGGGAGCCAGUCGGACCGACAGGGAGCUCGCAUUCAGCCCUCGUCCACCCAGCUCGAAACGGCGCGUUUGCGUGACGACCAACGUCGCCCAGAACUCCAUCACCCCGGUCGGCUACGUGCAUGUCAUCCUCACCCUCCGGCACAAGGUCAGCCGUUACGAUCCCGUCCUCGACCGGACCGACCUCACUCCCGAAGAGCUCUCGGCCGUCGAUGUCGCUCAACAGAUCGGACGAAUCGGGCGGCUCGAGCCAGGAAGCUUCGAGCUUCCCAUUCCCGAGGCGGGCUAUGCUGCCAUGAAGAAGCAGAGAAAUGCACAAUCCAUCUUCUUGAGGAAAUCUGAAGCCAAGCAGCAGAUGCUGGUUCGGCCAGAAGGCGAUCACUUCAGCGCCUACGCCGCUCUUCGAGAGUGGUUAAUCAUACGGACCACCAAGCAAAAGCCAAUCCCCGAGGGUACUUCAGAGGACGAGCCGGCGCCCAAGACGCCAUCCGAGCUCGCUGCCGACUUUGCGGAUGAGCACGGACUAUGCGAGCCGGCUCUGCUGGAAGCGUUCGAGAUUGUCCAGACGCUACAUGGCCAGAUGAUGGCAACUGACAUGUUCUCAAGCGUCAGGAUGCGGGCGACGAGGAACCAUCCUGCUAUACUAGACAUGCAACGCUGCCUGGUCUAUGGCCACCUGCAUCGCAUAGCCGUGCGGAGCGUAAUCAACGGACAAGUCAGCUACUACCGUAUGAUCGACGGCAAGAAGAUCGAGAGUGUGAAGCUUGAUAGGGAGACAAAGCUCCGAGGCGAUCAUGACUACGUGCUAUUCUCUGAUGCUCGCAAGAUUGCUGGAGGCGACUUGACCGAAAUCAGGAGGUUGACAGCUGUCAAGCGUAUCUGGAUCGACGACGCCGUGCAGGUCCUCGGCAUCCCGCAGGCCAUAUACGCCACUUCGUCUUCAGUCACGCCAUAG
Messenger RNA from Dioszegia hungarica, 1890 nucleotides. RefSeq names its product P-loop containing nucleoside triphosphate hydrolase protein. The record is from RefSeq and is a predicted model, not a curated record. The coding region runs from base 1 to 1890 and encodes 629 amino acids. The transcript is spliced from 13 exons. NCBI's taxonomy places the organism in Eukaryota, Fungi, Basidiomycota, Tremellomycetes, Tremellales, Bulleribasidiaceae. Gene Ontology annotation, cellular component: intracellular anatomical structure. Gene Ontology annotation, molecular function: RNA binding.